Messenger RNA from Cyclopterus lumpus (lumpfish), 1495 nucleotides. RefSeq names its product tumor necrosis factor ligand superfamily member 14-like. Gene Ontology annotation, biological process: immune response. Lineage: Eukaryota; Metazoa; Chordata; Actinopteri; Perciformes; Cyclopteridae. Gene Ontology annotation, cellular component: membrane. The transcript is spliced from 7 exons. Gene Ontology annotation, molecular function: tumor necrosis factor receptor binding. The coding region runs from base 503 to 1327 and encodes 274 amino acids. The record is from RefSeq and is a predicted model, not a curated record.
GACAUAGUGCAAGGCCGUGGUAUAGCAGCCGGGGGUAGCGGUCAAAAGUGCACUGGUGUGACUCACCCUCCACAUCCAACUCUACUAUUUCAAAGGUGUCACACAACUGACAAACAGAAAAUGAGACAAACAAACCAAAAGUGUUCAAGAGAACAUGACACACUGAAAAAGAAAUGAAAAGUGAGAAAAGGAAGUGCCAGCUUAGGAACGAUAACUAUAUUGGUGGGGAGUGUCCCGCGCAUGCACACUCACUCACACACUCUCUGACUCUCGAUCUCUCUUUCUCUCGCUCUCUCUCUAUGUCAUCUUCAUUUCCUCCUUACAUUAGAUUGCUUGAAAAGCAUUAUUAGUGAUACUUCACAACAGGCGAGCCAACACAAGAGGUGGGGGAGAUCAGUACUGGCACUGCAGACAGAGGAUUUUCUUCUUCUCAGAAGGUGAGACAUCUAAAGGCCGUUUGACCUUAAUCCCUAACAUCCCAUCUGGAGUGUAAUCUGGUUGGAUGGCAGAGGGCGGUGUAGGUGCAUGCCCCCAGGUGUUUGUGGUGGACACACAGGCAAGCUACAUCUCCGUACCCAGUGGGAAGGGAUCGAGAUGGGCGAGAGUUGGCCAAAAGUUGCUUCUGCUGCUGGUGGGACUGACCCUGUUGGGACUUCUUGUCGAGGGAUUUUUCCUCUACAGACUAUAUAAAAAAACGGAGGAAUUGUCCCUCUGUAAAAAUCAUCCUCUCUGCCAGAACCUGUCCCAUCCCCAAACAUCUAGACAGCAGGGUGGCACCAUAUUGAGUCAAGUGGGACAUAAAGAAUCAAAUGAUAUUCCCACAGUGCCGCCACGUCUGGAUGAGGACCAACAGAAGCCGUUUGCUCAACUGAUAGGCUCCAACACUCCUAUGGGGGAGAACAACUUGGUGCUGUGGGAAAAUAUAGAUGGCGAAACCGUCACCCACCACAUGGGCUACGACAAGGGCCAGUUGUUGGUGGAGAAGGAAGGUUACUACUACCUCUACUCCAAAGUGACAUUAAAUGCUGAAAAGCCGUGUUUGCUUAUCCAGCACAAGGUCAUGAAAAACACCAGUGCCUACGACAGUUCUAUAGAACUUAUGAGAUCAAAAAGUUCCCGCUGCCAGACCAGUGCAAAGGCUUCAGGCAAUGGGGACCUGUGGAGCAGUUUUCUGGCUGGGAUCUUCCACCUGCAGAGUGGAGAUAAAAUCUUUGUCACGUUGGAGAAUAUAGACAACAUACGUCCAGGACCUACUGACAAUCUCAUGGGGGCCUUUAUGAUAUUUCAAGGUGAAAUUCUGCAACGUCACCGCUCUCCCACAUUGUGAUCAGAUUGUAUACUUCACUGUGUUAUGUAAAUUACACCAUUUGUUCUGGUGAAUUUUGUAUAUCUAAUAUAUACACAAUAUAUAUAUAUAUAUAUAUAUAAUCUAAAUUAUACUGUCCCCAAUUAAUGUAUUUGAAUCCCUUAAGAAAAAGCAUAUUACAAAAAAGUA